Messenger RNA from Zea mays, 1250 nucleotides. RefSeq lists its product as uncharacterized. The coding region runs from base 65 to 496 and encodes 143 amino acids. Lineage: Eukaryota; Viridiplantae; Streptophyta; Magnoliopsida; Poales; Poaceae. The record is from RefSeq and is marked provisional. The transcript is spliced from 5 exons.
CGUUCGUUCACGCCACAGGCAAGGCACAGGGGCUUGUGAGGGAGAGCGAGGAGCGGAGGAGGACAUGGUGCACGGGACGCUGGAAGUGCUGCUCGUUGGGGCCAAGGGCCUCGAGAACACCGAUUACCUCUGUAACAUGGAUCCGUAUGCAAUUCUCAAGUGCCGUUCACAGGAGCAGAAGAGCAGUAUUGCAACUGGAAAAGGAACUACCCCUGAGUGGAAUGAAAACUUUAUCUUCACUGUGUCUGACCGGACAACAGACUUGGUAAUCAAGCUUAUGGACAGUGAUACAGGCACAGCAGAUGACUUUGUUGGUGAAGCAACGAUUCCAUUGGAAGCAGUGUAUACUGAAAGGAGCAUUCCACCAACACUCUAUAAUGUUGUGAAAGGUGAAAAAUACUGCGGGGAAAUCAAAGUUGGUCUCACAUUCACUCCUGAGGAUACUCGCCAGCGGGGUCUCCCAGAGGACUUCGGUGGAUGGAAGCAAUCAUCUUAGAGCUAGAUGCUUUAAGGGUGCACCAGAGCACAGCGACAAUUCAUGCGCUUGGAGCCUUCAGCCGUCGAGUACUUCAUGCUAAUGCAGAAUUCAUUCGAUUUGGCUUCUUUUGAUUGUUUCAGAAGAAGUGUUAUUAGUGAGUUUCAACAAAAAAUAGCUCCAUAUUGCUCUAUAUCCCGUAUUGGAAAUUCUAAGGCCGUUUGUGAUUACUGCUUACAACAAGAAGUUUUGCUUCUAGUUCCCACUACGCUUUUUUUUGAAGUUUUGAGUGGAACAUCUUUGUGUUCAACGUUUGGGGAGGUGUAGGCCAGUAAUACUGCAAGAAAGGAAUAAUUUCCCUUGCAGCAACAUUGUUUUUUGUGAUCCUUGAACAAAAUUGUUCCCUUGACAUGUCCCAGAUGAUGAGAUGAGUGUAGCCAUAGUUUAUCUCUAACUUCCUGCUAAGAAACUGACAGAAAGUACUUUUUUUUUCCUUCUUUCGAUCUUCGUAAGGGAUUGAAGCUGCACUGCUGCAGGACAGCAGAAGGCUUCUGGUGCAAAAUGUGCAACCUCCUCGCCUGUUCGCCUCGCUUUAAUCUGUUUCUACAAUGUUUUUGUUUUCUUGUAUUGUAGCCGUAACAGUCUAAAUAGCCGCGAUGGCAAUCGUGGGAAGCAAUUGAACGAAUUGGUGUUGUUACUGUCGUUUCGGACACUGAAAGACCAUCUUUCUUUGCUUGCUUUGCCCCGAAAGGAGGAAUUUUGCAUUAAUAAUUAA